UUUUUUGUUAGGGGAAUAUUCAUAAAGUUAUAGGUUUCGAUGGCAAUGUAUUUUUAUAAAAUACUCCACAAUUGAGCCAUUGCUUUCUAAUUGCACUUUUUACAAAUGUGAGCAUCCUCUGUUCAGUAUGUUUAAAAGUGCGUGGUUAAAAGCAAACAGGAAUCUCCAAAACAGUUGAAGGGGGUUUAGUGUAUCUGAGUUGUUAGUGAGCUCUGGAUCACAAUAAUGUCAAGUGUGUGUUGGUGAGUUGUCACUUUGGUAUAUCCUUGAGCAAAACGUGUUAAUGUUAACUAUAAAACAGAGCGCUACACAGUCAGGACCAGCAGUGGUGUGUGAAUUGUCUAGGCGAAACUGCAAAGGUAAUCCAUUUUGCUUGAACAGCAUUGGGGAAAAAAAGUGGCAUGGCACCAUUGAUGAGACGAAAUGGCAAAACUUUGAUCAUGAAUCUGAACGCAGGCAACAGGGUGACUUUGUAGGUCUGAAGAACCUCGGUGCCACAUGUUAUGUCAACACUUUCCUCCAGCUGUGGUUUCACAACCCGAGCGUAAGGAGGGCCGUCUAUGAGUGGAGGGAUGCGCUUCUGCCACAGGAAUAUUACAAAGGAUGGAAGCCGGAUUCAAUCUGCGGCCACUUGCAAGUAAUUUUUGCUUUGCUUCAGUUCAGCAACAGAUGCUACGUUGACCCCUCCCCUUUGAUAGAGUGUAUUGGCCUGGACACAGGAGCACAACAGGAUGCGCAGGAGUUUUCCAAGCUGUUCCUGCAUGUCCUUGAGAGCGCUCUAUCUGGCGAUGUGCCAGGCUGUCAGAAUGUGAUCGAGCAGCAGUUCUGUGGACGUUACAGCUACGUCACCAAAUGUCAGAACUGUAAAAGCCAGUCAGAAACAGCUGCCACCUUCUACGAGCUUGACCUGAGCAUCAGAGGUCACUCCACACUGGCUGCCUCCAUCAAAGAUUUCUUGCAGGAGGAGAAGCUGGAGGGAGACAACCAGUACAUGUGCAGCUUGUGUGACAGCAAACAGAACGCCAGCCGCGCCAUCAAGCUUACCAAGCUGCCUCCCGUACUCAACCUGCAGCUUCUACGCUUCGUCUUUGAUAAGAACAAAGGACACAAGAAAAAGCUGAGCAGUUUCAUCCAGUUCCCAGAGACGCUGGACAUGUCCCCGUACAUGGGUGAUCAGGAGGGCGGCACUGUUCUCUACGAGCUCACGGCCGUGCUCAUACAUCGGGGACCCACUGCUUUCAGCGGCCACUACAUAGCACACAUCCGGGAGCCCGAGUCGGGAGCCUGGUACAAGUUCAACGACGAGGAGAUUGAGAAGAUGAAGAACAGGAAGCUGGAAUUGGGGAAGGAGGAUGACACUAUGAACUCUGAGAGCAGCAGCUCAGAGAAAGUGCCGAAGACCUCCAAGGGAAACCACUCCUCAAGGAAUGCUUACAUGUUGGUCUACAGGCGCAAACAGGAGGAUCAAGACGAUGCCAAAGCCCAUGAGUUUUCGUCAGCUCUGUUGCCAAAUGCUGUUCAAGGCUUUGUGAAGAACGACAACUUGGAGUUUGAGGAAUGGAUUAAUGAAAUGCUUCGCUCACAGGAUCAAAAUAUAAAUGAAGUGAGAGAAACCCACGCAGCCAUGAAGAUGUUGUAUGCAGCCUUGUCAGUGAAGUCUUUAGAUGAGCCAUUUGAGUGGGUGAGCACCGACUGGCUGACCAAGUGGCUGGCAGAUCCCAGCAAAGUGAGCAAGGUCGAAAACAAGAUCCCUCUCUGUCCCCACGGCAAACUGGUGGCCGACGAAGUGACCAAGCUCAAGUGUAUAUCAAGUGAAGGGGCAGAGUUACUGUUCACUAAGUAUCCUGUCAACAAGAGAUUCAAAGGAACCGAGACACUUUGUGAAAAGUGCAUUCGACAAAUCUGCAGAGAGAAACAGUUUGAGCGCUGUAUGGCGGACGACGACAAGUUGUUUAGCAGCACGAAAAACAUCAACUCUUGGAACUCCAGUGAAAAAUUCUACUGGGUGAGCACGAAGCAUCUACGUCGUUGGAAAAAGUUAGCACUUCAAGAAAUUUCUGUACAGGCCGAGUCUGUGAUAUCGUCUCCAGCAAACCCCACACUAACUCCGGCGUCUUUGAUACAAGACAACGGCGUCUCCAGCUCACACGUUGACAGACAUUCCUCCGACCCUAAAGCCGUCGGCUCGUCUGCCUCAUCGAACAACGUCUCUGACACUUCGCCCAAGUUUUGCUCAGUUUCUUCCUCCGGUUCUCACCCAACAUCGCCCGUCGCUAUGAACUCCUCAUCGUUAAAUCAAAACCACAACCAUCCUACUUCAUCACAUCAUAAUUCUGGUCAAGAAACGUCAGAAUUCAACUCCACUCGCAAACAAACUUCCUCUUCUUCACUCACGGCUGACACACAGGACUCCUCUAGACUUUGUGAAGCAGAUUCUCCCAUGGAUAUUACUAGCUCGGACAAAGUAUGUGAACUUCCACGGGGGAAAUCCACGACUCCUUACCACGGUGAGGGGAAUUCAGACAGCGUGGAUUCUGUGUCGGCCGUGGAUGAGAGUGAGGGCACGGGGGCGGCUGCAUCGGGUCAGAACCCAGAGUCGUGUGAAAGCCCCGACAGCGGCGUGAUCGUCUUCAAGAGGAACGCCGAAGAUUUCAACGACUCGGUCUCAGAGACGAGCGAAGACCGGUCAGCUCAAGGGAACUGGUCGGAUCAUGCGAUGGAUGCGGACCGGCCGAGCGUGUACGGGACCUACAUGGGAGAACUUUGUAACGGGAAGCUGUUGACCGGUGAGGAGAUCAGCGGCUCGUCCACGGAUGGACAGGCUGAGAGAGACGAUAACGGGCAGGAAGACGAUGAAAAGGAAGAAAAAUUCAAUGAUGACAUCCUAUGUGAACAUGGAAACUUGCGCAUUGACGAGAGUGGUCGGCGGGCGGUGCCACAGGUUGUGUGGGAUCGGCUGCGGCACUACUUCCCUCACCUUAAGCCCUUGCCGUACCUCUCGCCAGUCUGCGGAGACUGCAUGCACAACCAGGCCCUGCAGGAACAGCUACGGCGAUCUCGCAAGGAGGCGGGCCAGGGGCAGAAGGACGUGCUGCAGAACCUGUACCACGGGAAGAACCGGCCCAAGAUUGGGGAGGACUGGCUGGGCCGCUCCGCCUUCGUUGUUAGCUCCAACUUCGUGGAAGGCUGGAAAAAGUUCAUCAAGCACUGUAUGAAGAGCGAGUCUGUCCAGGAGAUCGUCAACGCCCCUCUGCUGUGUGAGCACAACCUGAUGUUAUAUAAGCUCGAGGACAUGAAUAACAUUGACACCGCUACCAGGUUUGUGCUGGUGUGGGACGAGGAGUGGGAGAAGCUGAUCCACUACUUCAGCUAUGACGUGGGGGUGCAGGUUUUGCAGCAAAGCGAAAGUGACGGGAGAAUCACGCUGAAAACCUACCCCAGUGUGUGCAGCUCGUGUCUGGCCGAGCGACUGCGCCAGGAGGAAGAGGGAAAGUUUAUCUUCACCAAACAGCCCAUCUACGUCCGCAAGAUUGUCGACGGGACCGGGCUGGAUGGCUCGGGCAGGGGGGAUGACUUGAUGGGCAACGGCAAGGGAUACAACUAUGACCCAGAGUUCAGUGCCCCUCCCAACCAGAAGCCGCCCAAAGGUCGCUGUUUCAGCCCGCCUCCGGAGAAGCAACCGCGCCUGGACAGCGGUGGACAGCGGAAAAGUUCUCGCCAUCGGAAAACUCGGGGAGAGAAGGAGGUGACCGUCUCCUCCACCAUGACCCUCAAGGAACUCAAGAUUUUACUCUUCAGUGUGUGUAGUGUCCCACCCUUUGAUCAGAACCUGUCAUUAGACGGGCGCAGUUUGAAAGACGAUGACGCAACCCUGCAAGACCUCAAGGUCUACCCUCAGUGUGUGAUUUUCCUCAAGGCUGAUGAGCCAACGGGUGAUAUUUCCUCUGCUGUGGAUGAUUUCCUGAGUGUGCCCACCGGUCCGGAGGAAGGAUUCAAGGGAACUAAUCUCCUGGGUAGAUGAGAAGAGACCCCCCAUAACAGUGUAUGUGCAUGCGUCGUCGUCGUUGACAAGAUUUGGAAAAUGAGUUGACGGUUCUCAUCUGCGAUAACUUUUGGGAAAAGCUGGCUAUUGUUACUGUUUGUGAAGACUGAAAGGACAGCAGAGUUGGAUUGUUACCCUAUGAAAAGCUAAAUUAUUGGAGAGUCUGCUAAAAGCACGGGAAAUGUUGUAUCUCAUUUCUCACUUGUUGGAGUAGAAUGUAGACUGAUGGUACUUUUGACUCAGAUCUCAAGUAGUUACUUUGUCGUAGUUUUAUGGGUAUUGCUAUGGAAAAAAAAAAUGUCUUGGGUUUGUUUUGGGAAAUGGAAGGAGCAGAGGGUAUGCCCAAGUUUAAAGGCUUGGGGCCAUACGGAGAAACCUCAGAGCAUAACUUUAGCAUUAGUACAAAAUUUGGAAUUGUCUUCUUUGCCAACAAAGUCAGCUGAAUGUUCUUCUGGCAGUGGCUCUCUCUAGAGUCAAGCACAGAACGUAAGCCAGUGAACAAAUCCAAGUCUGUCAUAGACCAAGAACUUGAUUAUUUUCUAUCGCAAACUUUUUGUAUUGUCCAUGGUUACCGAAUUCUGACGGGUAGCAGGGGACUUGUCUCUAAAAGUUGAUAUUCAGGCUUGGAUUUUACACUAAGCCUUAUAUAUAUGUAUGUAUGGUAUAUUCUUUAUCAGGGAUGGGGCUUUUCCAGAUAUUUUUUCCUCGGGCAUGGGGGUGUAGAAUCAAAUUUAAAGCAAAACAAACAAAAUUGGCUCUCCAUCAGUGCAAUAAAUUUUGUCUGGAAGUUCAUUCCUCCGUUUCUCAGAAAGACAGAAAGUUUUGCAGUGGAACGACAUUAACUUUCUCGCUUGCAGGUUCUCAGAAUUUGGUUGCUUAUAAAGCAUUUUUGUUCCACCUGAAAUGUCACUGACAAGUCUAUUGUCCUGAAGAUGUAUUCAUUUCCGAGAGGCUACUUGUUCCAUCUUUGUUGUUUUGAGAACAACUGAAAUGUGUUGGCAUCUGGUCUAGCGGUUAGGUUCUCGAACUCUCAACUCUAAGGUUGUGGGUUUGAGUGCUGUCAGGGGCUUGGAUGUUGUGUCCUUUGGAAAGGCCUUUUCCAGGAAUUUUCCUCCCUUCACCCAGAUAGGAAGGGCUACCCGACUAUAGACGGCAACAGAUCUUGUCUGUAUGUUAGUGUUGCAGAGCAUGUAAUCUGCAGCUUGCUCUGUAUGCUUCCUGGGAAGCCGAGAAUGAGUCAUGUUCUUGGAUCUGCUCGGGUAAUGAUAGUUGUAAAACGCAUAGAGCAUGCAGUAGAGCGUGGAUAUAUAUAUGCGUUACAUAAAUGUAAUUAUCAUUAAUAUUAUUGUUAUUAUUAUUUGUCGUACGGGUGUUCCCUCUGCACCAGCAUCUGGUGUAGUAGUUCAGCGCCUCGCUGUCGCAUGUGUGGGAAACCCGAAUUUGAUUCCCGAGUGGAGAGAAUUAUUAUUGAGUAUCUCUGUCUUUCUGCUGGGAUGUUUUUUAUCCCUCUCAGCCUGGGUUGGCCCUGAUAGGCAGGGUUGUAAACCCACCUCUUAAAUUAUCUAAACUAUGUCGAUAGAAGUGUAUAAAAGCACCAAAAUUUUUAUUUAUUUUCUUGGGGGGUUGGGGGUUUUUUGUUUGUUUGUUUUUUUUGGGGGGGGGGGGGGCAUUUUUGGGUGAGAGUAUGGUUGGGCGUAUCAGUAUCAGGAUCCAUAAAUCUGGCUGGGUUGUAGAAGGGUCAUAUCAAAUGUUGAAUUAACCCAAGAAAAUGCUCAUGGAUAAAGAAAAGAUAUUUUACGGGCAGGAGUACUUUGACAUAUAUAUAUAAUAUAUAUACUGGUAAUAUAAUUGUUUCUUGAGUGUUGCAUGGAUCUGCAUCUAACGUUUCUGUGCUUGCAGGUAAUCUUUCCCUUUCCGUGUAAUUUAUUACUCUCCCUGUUGGAAUGGGCAUUCUCUGAUGGUGCCUCAUGAAGUACAGGUUCCCAAAAACGUUUGCUGUUCUCCCCAAAAUGUGUUGACAAUUGUGUACAUGUACUGUAAGUCUCUUUGCUUAUUACAUAGAGCUAGCUGUGAGCAUUGCAAAUGUGUCGGAGUUUGUUUUUUUCCUUUCCCUCUUUUAUAGUUUUGUUUCAUAGCUACUCUAUUUGCCAAAUGUUUUCCUUUACAAUGCUAUGAAAUUGCAAUGAGUGUGUCUAUGCUAUUUAUAGAAAGUAAUGCUUUGUAAUAGUCUUUAUGUCAUAAAAAUGACCGGUCAAUAUCAUGCAAAAGCAUGGACUUGGUUUUUCACAAUGCCGAUUAAAUGACUUUUUUUUUCAAAA
Molecule: messenger RNA, 6360 nt
Organism: Aplysia californica (California sea hare)
Lineage: Eukaryota; Metazoa; Mollusca; Gastropoda; Aplysiida; Aplysiidae
Product: ubiquitin carboxyl-terminal hydrolase 48
Exons: 26
Coding region: 284-4021 (1245 amino acids)
Biological process (GO): protein deubiquitination
Cellular component (GO): cytosol; nucleus
Molecular function (GO): cysteine-type endopeptidase activity; protein binding; cysteine-type deubiquitinase activity
Source: RefSeq, a predicted model, not a curated record